AGGCAGCCCUGCCAGGCCGGGGUUAUCAGCUGAGGAGGCCUGUACCAUCUCCACACGGCUCUGUCCUGCGAAACAAACAAAACAGCUGAAGGCGGAGAGUGGAGCAGAAACACAAGAGGCUGCCGAGCAGCAGCAGCAGUAAGGACAGCCGCCGCCCCUGCCCACCGCUCGCCAGGCCAGUCCCAGCUCUCCAGCUAAAUGCCCCCUGGCACUGCCCCGGCUCUCACUCCACGUCAGCCAUGUUCAAGCCAGUGAAGUGGGAAAGCUGGUUGGACUCCUUAUUGACCAAGAGGAUCAAGAAUCUGCUGGCCAAGGCUCUCUACGACAAUGUGGCCGAGUGUUCCGACGAGCUGGCGUUCCGGAAGGGCGACAUCCUGAUGGUGCUUGAGCAGAACGUGGCCGGCAGCCAUGGCUGGUGGAAGUGCUCUUUGCAUGGGCAGCAGGGGCUCGCUCCCGCCAAUCGGCUCCACCUCCUGCCCCCCUCUCAGGCCGAGGUCCUGCCCGGUGGGUCGGAAGUGGGCUGUCUGACCGCCUGCGCCGACGGUCCCCCCGCCCUGGAUACACUGCUCAGCCGCAGCCCCCAGAACAUCUACCAGAUCCCUUCUGCCCCGCGUCAGGCCUCCAGCCCAGCCUACGAGAUCAUGGACAGCGUCUACAAAGUGCCCUCUACCCCGCAGCAAGCUGCCCGAGGCCUCUCGCCCUCCCCGAGCAGGAAACCCUCCGAGAGGCCAGGGGACUCUCCCAGCAAGGCAUGUAUGUCACUUGGGGGGAUGACAAGUUGUGUCCCCAGACUCUCCUGCCCCAGCAAGGAAGUAUAUGAUGUCCCAACACUAAGUCGUCGGAGCUCUCUCUUCACGAUGCCAGCUACCCGGCCAAUGACAAGGAAGACCUCCUUAUUCACAACCCGCUCUGAGCUUCAACAGACCUACGAAAUUCUCGAGAGUGCCAAGGACAGCGCUGCCAACGUGAGCAAUGUCUAUGCUGUUCCACCCUCAGUCCACCAGGAUCCCUGCUAUGACAUCCCCACAUCAUUGACAGAUGAGGCUCAGAAGAGGCUGGCAGGCGGAUAUAGCACCCUUCCCAACCCACGCAAGUCUGAGUGGAUCUAUGAUGUCCCUGUUACGCCAGAGAAACAAGACUUGAAUCAAGAAUCCUGUAGCACACUGCCCACAAAGGGACCAGCAAGUGGGAGGCAGCUCUUCUAUGAUACUUUGCCUGCCCGCAUUGGGAGUCCCCAAAACCCCACUCUGACCCACUCUUUAUAUGACAUCCCUAAGCCCAGCACUGAUCUAAGACAACCCCAAGGGAACGGAAGUCCCCCCGAUGCUCAAAACAAAGGUCCUGUGUACAAAAUCUUCCAUUCCCGGGUAAAGAAUGAGGGGUCUUUUCAUCUAGUUCCCCCAACUAUCCAGGAGCAAGUCAUCCCCAGAUACCCCAGUGAUGCCCUGCGAGGCCAUGUGCCCACGCUGCGUAGGGGGAUGCCCGGCCCAAUGAACGACUUGCCCCAUGGGUUUCCUGGGAGGGAGGAGGUGAGCUCAGGCUCACACCCCCUUUACGACGUGCCCACUUCAAGGGACUCUCUUCUGCAGGGUGGGGAGGAGGACAGGGAGGCACCAUGCGUGUCGGGGGUGGACAGCCAGCGCAGCAGCACAGUUUCCACUUCCUCUACCUCUUCCACCUCCUCGGCCAGCUCCUGUGACUCUGCAGCGCUGAGCUCCUCAUCCCCAGAGCCUGUCCGAGAGGUGACACUCACUCAGGAGGAGGCCAGCAAGCGGCUGGUGGAGCUACAAGAGGCGGUGUGCCGGGCUGUGUCACGACUCAUGGUUUUCGUGAGCAGCCUCUGGAGGAGCAGGGAGCACCUCAGUGUGCACUUGGAGGAGGUCCGCAGCGCGACUGAGGACAUCGCCGGCUCGCUCACCGACUUCAUGAGCUUCGCCGCUGACGUGAGGGGCAACGCCAGGCGGCUGACAGACGCCAACCUGCAGGGCCGGCUCCACAAGCAGCUGGCCAUCGUGGUCGACUCUGGUCUCAUCCUGCGUGAGGCUGAGAGGAUACUGAAGCAGGACGGCUGGCGGCUGGACACCCUCGCCCAGGACCCCAGCCAGGCCACGCCCCCUGACCAGCUGGACCGUUUUGUCAUGGUGGCCCGUACGGUGCCCGAAGACGUCAAGCGGCUGGUGUCCAUUCUCAACGCCAAUGGCAAACUGCUUUUCAGGCCUUCGCAGAAAGAGGCAGACACCCCCACGACCAUCAGUGAAUCAGAUAAGAAGAAGAAGAUCUUUGCCGGGUGUAAAGAGACAAGUGACUCGGGAGGAGAAGACAAUGACUACGUACAGCUGCAGAGGAAGGAGGAGUUCGAACAGCAAAGGAGACUUCAGCUGGAGAACAAGAGGUCAAAGUUAGGCAGCCAAAACUCUUCUGAACAACAGGUAGAGCCAAAGAAGACAGCCCCAUGUUCUCCAAGGAAAGCUGAAGAGAAGCAGAAGAUACCAUAUUCAGAGCACUGCAAGCUUUACUUCGGAGCGCUGCAGAAAGCCAUCUCUGUAUUCAUUGGCAGCCUGGUGGAGGGCCAGCCGCCUGAGAAGUUCAUUGCCCACAGCAAGCUUGUGAUCAUGGUGGGCCAGAAGCUGGUGAACACCUUGUGCCGGGAGGCACACAGUAGGGAUACUAACCAGGACCUGCUCUGCAAGAGUAAUCACCUCUGUGCCCUGCUCAAACAGCUGGCUGUAGCCACCAAGAAAGCAGCAGUGCAUUUCCCAGAGAAAAUAGCUCUGCAGGAAGCCCAGGACUUUGCCAAAGAGUUAGCCCACAGGGCGCAACACUUUAGGACAAUGCUGGAACUCUGAUGAGCCUGAACCUAGUUAUAUCCUUCUCAAAGUCUUCAGCUGGAUGCAGGAUAUUCAAUCUAUCCCAAUCUCUGCCGUUUUCUUCAUGCAAGACAAUUUUAGGAAGACCUGUAUAUACUGUAUGUUCCCAGUUUUUCUGUUCAAGGAUAAAAUGCACAUGGUAGCAACAUGGAACUUUCUUUAAUAAUAUAGAAACAUGGAAAAGGGCCUUUGUUGAGUUAGUCCUGUUUAUUGUUUUUGUAUAAAUAAGCUUGCAUAUUUGUGAAUGGACCCAAACACCAGCUGUGGUAAACAAACAGAAAGCAAUACAUGCGUACUACAGAUAAUUUAUGCUGUGCAUUUUUGUGAAUAGCACAUAGGAAGGGAAUUAUUGGACGAAGUUCUGAACUUGUUUUGUGUGCAUUUUAUUUUAAGUAUUUUUCCCUAAUAUAUGGUAUAUUUAGAGACCAGGUAAAAGUACUCUUCGUAAAUAUUCACCAACUUUGUUCCUGACGUUUGUAAAAUCAAUAUUCUUCUUAGGUGUCAAUAUUUAGCUUUGUCUGUAGGUGUAGAGACUGUUGUAAAGCUCACCCUCAAGUUUGAUGAGAUAGGCAUUGAUUUUCAUGUUCCAUGACUUGUGCUGCCCAUAGUGUGGUUAGUACAGUAUGUAGAAUACCCACCAGCUCUUAUUGACCAUACUUGGAUCUAUAUACUAAUGAAGCCCAUUCCUCUCUCUGUCUAGUAUAUGUCCACUGGGAAUACCAGGACUGAUCAUCUUAAUCACACAAACUGAUGUGCAUGUCAAUGUGAGAUUCUACAUCAACCAUCUGCUGAUGGGAAAGAAUCCACACUGGAGCCAUAAUAUUCUCACACUUUGAAACUGCUAGGGCAGAUGUCCAAAGUGUCUCAUUUCUAAAGGUGAUCCAGCUUCAUGACUGAUCUGAUUAUCAUCCAUCUCAGGUAUACAGUCAAUGUGAUUCCACCAGAUGAGUUUCAGACUGAAUAUCCAGGAAGAUGUUUAAUUCCCUUGAAGCAUUGGAAGGGUGAAUAUGGAGCAUGCAUGACAAAGCUUGUGCCUUACUUGGUCUGAGAUCUCAGCGGUGUAACUAGUCAUCCAUGUUGACCACAUGGACAUGACAAUUCUCUUCCAGUUUGGAUAAAACUGAUUAAGAACUACAAGACAUGUCACUUGUAUAUUAAACAGAUACAGAGAAAAUAAAGAUAAUUUCAGGUUAAGCUACAUUUUAUAAUAUGUAUAUGGUUAAGCAUUACAAUACAUUUAACAUUUUAAAGAUCAAUCAACUAAAACAAAAUAAUACUAGAUUUUUAUUGAUGAAACCAGUUUUAUCAUUAACAUCUAAAAAACAACGAAAGGCGUUGAGUCAGAGUAAAUAUCCACUUAAUCAUCAGAAUUAUCAGGAAUGCAGGAAUAGAUAUGGAUAUCCCUUUUGUUGCCCUUUUGGCAAUAAAGGGUAAGCUUGAUCUACAAGGGAGAUAAUGGAAUAAUUUGCAUCAGGCCUUAUGAGUUGGAAUGCUGGAACAAUGUAAGGAUGUUCAGAGAACCAUAAAAGUGUUUUGGAAGUUACUAUGUUAACCUUUAUUUCUUUAUUAUUCUGUGACCCCAUUAUACUUUUGUACAGUGUACAAGUAAUAGAGAUUUUGUGUUAUUUUCAGCAUUUGUUUCUGUAUAAAUCUGUAAUUAUUUAUUUACCUAUUCCCGAACUGCCUUGUUUGCCAUUGUCCAUUAUCGUUGUUCUCUUUCAGCUGCACACUGUAUUUUACUGUUCUUGUAUUGCAUAUUAGCAGCAUUAUUUCAAGUUUUUUCAGUCUUAAUCAAUUUUCCCCCUUUUGUUAUUAAAAUAUCUUGAAAUUCA
This is a messenger RNA of Lepisosteus oculatus (spotted gar), 4699 nucleotides long. RefSeq names its product Cas scaffold protein family member 4 (gene cass4). Lineage: Eukaryota; Metazoa; Chordata; Actinopteri; Semionotiformes; Lepisosteidae. The record is from RefSeq and is a predicted model, not a curated record. Gene Ontology annotation, cellular component: plasma membrane; cytoplasm. Gene Ontology annotation, biological process: cell surface receptor protein tyrosine kinase signaling pathway; cell migration. Gene Ontology annotation, molecular function: protein binding.